Messenger RNA from Pelobates fuscus (common spadefoot toad), 859 nucleotides. RefSeq names its product ankyrin repeat domain 22 (gene ANKRD22). The transcript is spliced from 7 exons. Gene Ontology annotation, molecular function: protein binding. Bases 72 to 647 code for a protein of 191 amino acids. The record is from RefSeq and is a predicted model, not a curated record. Lineage: Eukaryota; Metazoa; Chordata; Amphibia; Anura; Pelobatidae.
AAACUAGAGGCUUUGUGCACAAACAUCCCAGCUGACGCAAACGGUGAAGACACAAUCUGUCCACUGAGGACAUGGGGAUCCUUUACUCUGAGCCAAUCUGCCAAGCUUCAUAUCAGAAUAACGUAGAUGAAGUCAAGCUCUUGCUAGAUGAAGACAUCAAAGUCUUAAAUGUACGUGAUAGCUGUGGUGGAGAUACUCCUCUGAUCUGUGCCUGUAGAAAAGGACACGUUCGAGUGGCAAGUUAUUUACUGUCCAUGAAAGCAGAUGUAAACCUCACAAAUAAUAAAGAAAGGACAUGUUUGCACUAUGCUGUAAGACGAAGAUUUACAUUCCUGGACUACCUGCUAAUAAUUAUUUUAAUGCCGGUUUUGCUUGUUGGAUAUCUUAUCAUGAUUUCAAAGACCAAGCAGAAUGAGAAAUUAAUACGGCUGUUAAUAGAGUAUGGAGUGGAUGUUAAUGUGCAAGAUUACCUAGGAAACACUGCUCUUCAUUAUGCAUGCAAGAUGAAAAGUCAAACUAUUGUACCAAUUCUUUUUGACGCACAAGCAGAUCCGUAUAUAAAGAACAAGGAUGGAGAGAGCCCAAUGGAUAUUGCAACGAGGUUAAAAUUCACCAAAAUCACGAGCUCCCUAAAGAAGUCAUCCUGAAAUGGAAGUUGAAUGGUCUGUAGCUAUGCAUCUCUCUCUGUGCACUGGUCACAUUUAAAAAUGUACAUACUUAUGCUGUAAUGUCUCUUUGAGACAGAAGUUAAUGUUGGAUGUCUAUUUAAUAUUGCGUGUUUCUUUGAAAAUGGUCUCUUUUUAGAGGGUUUUACUGUGCAAAUGGUUUAGUUCACGAAAAACUGUUUAAGCACAUAUUU